Molecule: messenger RNA, 1068 nt
Organism: Xyrichtys novacula (pearly razorfish)
Lineage: Eukaryota; Metazoa; Chordata; Actinopteri; Labriformes; Labridae
Source: the annotation of a GenBank genome assembly
AUGUACAGAGAAGUCAGAAAAACUGUUGAUCACAUCCAUCUGACAACCGAUGAGCUCCCUAAACAGGUUCCUGCACGCAGACACACGCAGAGAGUUGACAAGUCACAGCUGUCUAGAUACGGUACAUUUGGAGAUCCGGAUCCCGGAGCUGUUGAUACCUUUCUGGGCCUCGAGAUGGGACUGAGCUGCUUAUUAACAGAUGUGCAGUAUGCUUUGCUGCUAAUGACUUCACUGUGCAUUGCAGUUUUCAGAACCAGAGAUGGCAGGUACGGUUUCUUUGACCCACAUGCUCGGACAGCUAACGGUUUGCCUCUGCUUCGGGCCACGCCUACUCCUGGUACCGCUGUCACGGUUACAUUCACACGCCUCAGUGACAUGAUUGACAGGCUCAUCAGAUAUCACCGCAUAUUGGGCACAGCAGCGUCCUGUACCUAUGAGCUCAAGCCAGUUGUGUUCAAUGAUGAGAACCCAAGUGAUGCUAUCCCAGCCACAGAAAGUCCGUCCACAAGUCCCUCUGUAACAACCACUGUGAUAAAUGAUGACACAAGUGCUCCACAGAUGAACACUGAUGUCCAUGAAAACACUGAACAUGACAUGGAAACUGAACCAGAGCCACUAAUCAACUUCACUACUGUAAGUGAUGACACAUCACAGAAAGUCUCAACUCUGAUGGAAACACAAGCUCGUCAACAAGGUCAAAUCAGCAACAAUUCUGUCACAUCAGAGGUAACUGUCACAACAGAGGAGACACAAUCAAAUUUGACUGAACCGUUGAUAAAUAUCCCUGUCACCAGUGACAAUGUCCUCCAUGGAAUCUCGAAUAAACUGUCAAGAUUAAGCAAACAACAAAAACAGAAGUUUAAGAGGAGAGAAAUAAGAUCUGAAAAGACAUCACAAAAGAAAGAGAAUCAAAAAAGGAAAGAGAGAGAAAAGUAUGCUAAGGAUGAAACAUAUAAAGCAAAGAAAAAGUCUUACUCAAGUAACAAAUACUCUGUAAAUCCUGAGAUACAGACAAAAAAAGACAAAAGAUCACAACUAAAUAUAGAGAGAGCACAGACUUCAGACUGA